GUGGCGGGGAGGAGCGGGCCGGAGGCAGAGACCCGCGGACAGCCGAGCCGGGGAGCGGGAGGCGGGGCGCCCGCGCACGGCCGCACCCCCAGGCCCGCGGGCACGGCGCCCGCCCCACGCGCGCUCGCACGGGCCGGCAGGUGCGCAGGCAGCGCCGCGGCCGCAGUCGCCGGCCCCGCGGAGCGCCCGAGCCGCCGCCUCUGCCUCUGCCUCUGCCGGCGCAUCGCGGACGCCCAGCAGCAAUGAGGGGAGAAUCUUACUUCCUUGGAAUGAGGAGCCCAGGGCAGCAGGGGCACAUCCCAGACGAUGGAGGACUUUUCUUGCUCUGCUGCGUAGACAGAGACUGGGCCAUAACUCGCUGCUUCGCGGAGGAAGCCUUUCAAGCGAUCACUGACUUCAACGACCUCCCCAACUCAUUGUUUGCGUGCAACGUUCACCAGUCAGUGUUUGAAGGAGAAGAGAGCAAGGAAAAGUUUGAGGGACUGUUCCGGACUUACGAUGACUGCGUGACGUUCCAGCUGUUUAAGAGUUUCAGACGUGUCCGAAUCAACUUCAGCAAUCCCAAAUCUGCAGCCCGAGCCAGGAUAGAGCUUCACGAAACCCAGUUCAGAGGGAAAAAAUUGAAACUCUACUUUGCGCAGGUUCAGACUCCAGAGACAGACGGAGACAAACUGCAUUUGGCUCCACCACAGCCCGCCAAACAGUUUCUCAUCUCACCCCCGGCAUCUCCUCCCGUUGGCUGGCAGCCCAUCAGCGAUGCCACGCCAGUCCUCAACUACGACCUCCUCUAUGCCGUGGCCAAACUAGGACCAGGAGAGAAGUAUGAGCUGCACGCAGGGACUGAGUCCACCCCAAGUGUCGUCGUGCACGUGUGUGACAGUGACAUCGAGGAAGAAGAGGAUCCAAAGACGUCCCCAAAGCCAAAAAUCAUCCAGACCCGGCGUCCCGGCCUGCCACCCUCCGUGUCCAACUGAGCUCACCGCUCCGCCUCGACGAUAAUAUGUCUCCUCUUUAUCAUGCUUUUUUUCCCCCCUGUUGUUUGUUUGUCGAAAAAAAAAUAAUUGCCUUUAAAUCCCUGGGCGUGUGAUUGUUUGAGAUCCCUUCCUUGUAAUCAAGCCUCUUGGACAAAAGGGCUAGGAAAAGGAGAUCUGUUUCCUGAUCAUAUCAUACUCAUCAAAUAUAAUCCAUUAUUUAGAAAGUUCUAGGAAAAAAGUAGUAUUUUCUUAUUAAACAAUCGGCACAGCCUAUAUCUUCAUUCUCUCAUGUCGAUCCAAGCCAGAGACAUCAGUAACAAAUAGCACCUGUGUUGUUUGUGAGCCGUUUCAGUCCCAGUCCUGACGUGUGUGCACUGUUCUUUCCUGGCCACUUAAGUAGGACCAUAAGUAAACUUGACUUUGACUGCAUGAGAUAACCCUAUCUGGUCUCACUCAGUCCUCUGCAUCCCGACAUUCCCAGGACAUGCAUGAUCACCAGCAUUUAAUUUCAUGAUUUGAGGAUAUGCUAUAACUCACAGGUUGUCAGCAUCCAGCCAUGUCCUAUUUAGAUUAGGAAAAUUAUCAGCAUCGUCCAGCUCAACAAGUCUGGGUAUAGUCACUAUUUUGAGUCAACACUUCAUAGCUCUGUUAAAAUUCCUGGAGGCAAAACUGAGCUUGGCCCCAAAGAUAUUCCUCAGUAGGUUUUGAACACUACUUCCAUACAGAACUUUCCCAGCCUCACUGGGGAGGCUUGUCCAGGGUGAUGGAGACCGACUUCAGACAAACCUAUUUAUUACAAAAGUCUCAUGUUGUCUGAAAGAUUGUUUUUUUCUCUUUGUAUAUUUGUACAAAUGUUUCAGCUGUGCUUUUAAAAUCUGGAUGUUUUUUAUUUAGUGAUUGUUCAGCCAUUAGCUGCUUAAGAACAUAAUAUGUGCAUUGCUUAUGAAUACAUUCAUAUACUAAUGCAGAUAAUCUGAUAAUAUUACUCUAUAAUGGAUAAUGCUGAAUUUUGGAAGGGCACAAAACUUCUCAAGCCAAUAUAUAAAUGAUUAGCCAACAUCUUUGCUAUCAAGACCACUUGUUUUAAAAUAAAGUGAAGAUGCAAGUGUCAGUUGUAGGCAAUUUGGGUGAAGCUAGAUUUCCAGAAUGUAGCAGCCGCUGAGCAUAUUCAAAGGUAAAGGGUGACAGAGAAGUGUAUGCUGAUCCCACUCAUGCAAUGCCCAUAUUGCUUAAAAACUUUUUGUUUUCGUUACCUGUGACUUUUCUAUUUCUCUAGCCCAAAGUGCAUUACAGAAGAUACACCUAUAGAACCAUUACCUUCUGCUAUAUGUGCCAGGCCUCGUCUACUCCUGUACAUUAAUGAAUUACUUUAGAUGCAAAUGCCAAUUACGAUGGAGUGGGGAAAUGCUUUCAUGACCCCAAGCCUCAGAAAAACACACAAGAACAAUAACACAGCCAACUGACGGAAGGAUUGUGGUGGUUUUUGACUAAGGUGUAUGUUAGUUUCAUCAGAAACUUAUCUAGACUGAUCACUCAGAAAUUAAAGUCCGUUCUACUGUGAAUAUAGCAAUAUAGUACUGGACACAGUACAGGUGAAACUGAGGACAGCAUUGCUUGUAAAAUCCUGAGUUUCCAUAAGAAAAAGGAAGGCUCCUUUUAAAAAUAAAAUCUGAGGAGUGUAUAAUAAGCAAAUGCUUUGACUUUCCUUUGCUGUGGAGGUUUUUGGCUUUUCCUUGACAAGUGGAAAAUUAGACUUAAUGGUGGAGAAAUGCUGCCCUCUUGUGGAAGAAAUGUUGCCCUCAGAUGACGCCCAACUGCAGCCAUUUUGUGCUGAAUCUCUUCUCGGUUAUUUGCGGUCAUUUGACUUUUUAAGCUGCCUCAGAAUUUUCAGAAUGCAGGUUCUAAAGAAAUCUGGAUGAGAGAAAAUAUUUGGAAAUGGUUUUUAAAUGUUUUAAAACAGCUACCUUAGACAUUUCCAACCAAAUUUAGUAAAAGUGGAGAUGACCAUUCUGUGUAGUUGCAAAAUAAAAACCCAGCGGAGUGUAUGACCCAAGUGAAAUCUACUGCGAAGUGUCGAUGUUAGUCUUUCUCAGAUCAAGUAAUUGUUUCAGUAGGUUGAGUUUGGGAAGGUGGUAAGAGCAACUUUUCCCAGGAGAGCAGUAAGAAACGAGAAGGACUCCUUGAAGUGUUUCAGUGGAACCUCCCAGCACUGUGAAAGUCAGAAUUGCCUCAGCAUUUCCAUGAUGCGCAUUAUGCAAACCUCUUUAGCACUAUUUUAAGUUUGAAAAGUUUAACUAUGGAGGGGAAGGGGGAAAUUUCCACCAACUGAAUCAUUUGUGCACGUGUAUAGCUCAAAGAGCUUAGACUUCAAAUAUACUUGGUGAAUGAC
Messenger RNA from Equus quagga, 3363 nucleotides. It is a transcript of the gene RCAN2, whose product is annotated as regulator of calcineurin 2. Gene Ontology annotation, molecular function: nucleic acid binding; calcium-dependent protein serine/threonine phosphatase regulator activity. Gene Ontology annotation, biological process: calcium-mediated signaling. Lineage: Eukaryota; Metazoa; Chordata; Mammalia; Perissodactyla; Equidae. The coding region runs from base 243 to 974 and encodes 243 amino acids. Gene Ontology annotation, cellular component: cytoplasm; nucleus. The record is from RefSeq and is a predicted model, not a curated record. The transcript has 5 exons.